This is a messenger RNA of Astyanax mexicanus (Mexican tetra), 3232 nucleotides long. RefSeq lists its product as uncharacterized. The transcript has 10 exons. The coding region runs from base 1865 to 3232 and encodes 455 amino acids. The record is from RefSeq and is a predicted model, not a curated record. NCBI's taxonomy places the organism in Eukaryota, Metazoa, Chordata, Actinopteri, Characiformes, Acestrorhamphidae.
UCCACACUUUGGUGAUCCAGUACCUUACAUGUCCCAAUGUGUCAUGAUUUUUCAUUUCUAGGGCUCUGGCAACACUUUGGGACUCCCUCCACACUUUGGGGCUCUAUCACGUUACAUGUCCCAAUGUGUCAUGAUUUUUCAUUUCUAGGGCUCUGGCAACACUUUGGGACUCCCUCCACACUUUGGUGGUCGAGCACGUUGCAUGUCCCAAAGUGUCAUGAUUUUUCAUUGCUAGGGUUCUGUCAACACUUUGGGACUCCCUCCACACUUUGGUGAUCCAUUACCUAACAUGUCCCAAUGUGUCAUGAUUUUUCAUUUCUAGGGCUCUGGCAACACUUUGGGACAUUGUUUACAUACUUGUUAAUCUUGAAUAAAUGUUAUUAAUGGUUAAGAAAUGUCUCUUUCUUGAACAUACACAUCAAUAUAAUAAGUCAAUAUAAUAUACACGAUGUAUAAGUAGUGCAGGGUUCUUUUGCAGGGUCCAUGGUGGUAAGUUAAAUGUAAAACCUGAAGAUACACCCCUUUAAUUUUUUUUUUGGUUUAGGACUAAGGAUCACGAAAGUGUGGCGGAUCUCCAAAGUGCUUUUUUGUCAUUUUUGACAGCAGCUUCAGUCACCGUGUUGAGCGGAAUAUAGAAUUUUGAAGCUACCGUGUCAGAGUGGCACAUGGAUCUGUGUAAAAGGGCCCUCUUGGCUGGGGAGAUGUUCUUGGUCUGAAAAACAGGUCACAAAACAAGCAUAUCAUUACAACAACGCUUUGGUGAACUUAGUCCCUAAUUUGGUGGUCUAGCACGUUACAUGUCCCAAAGUGUCAUGAUUUUUCAUUUUUAGGGUUCUGGCAACACUUUGGGACUCCCUCCACACUUUGGUGAUCCAGUACCUUACAUGUCCCAAUGUGUCAUGAUUUUUCAUUUCUAGGGCUCUGGCAACACUUUGGGACUCCCUCCACACUUUGGGGCUCUAUCACGUUACAUGUCCCAAUGUGUCAUGAUUUUUCAUUUCUAGGGCUCUGGCAACACUUUGGGACUCCCUCCACACUUUGGUGAUCCAGUACCUUACAUGUCCCAAUGUGUCAUGAUUUUUCAUUUCUAGGGCUCUGGCAACACUUUGGGACUCCCUCCACACUUUGGGGCUCUAUCACGUUACAUGUCCCAAUGUGUCAUGAUUUUUCAUUUCUAGGGCUCUGGCAACACUUUGGGACUCCCUCCACACUUUGGUGGUCGAGCAUGUUGCAUGUCCCAAAGUGUCAUGAUUUUUCAUUGCUAGGGCUCUGGCAACACUUUGGGACUCCCUCCACACUUUGGUGAUCCAGUACCUUACAUGUCCCAAUGUGUCAUGAUUUUUCAUUUCUAGGGCUCUGGCAACACUUUGGGACAUUGUUUACAUACUUGUUAAUCUUGAAUAAAUGUUAUUAAUGGUUAAGAAAUGUCUCUUUCUUGAACAUACACAUCAAUAUAAUAAGUCAAUAUAAUAUACACGAUGUAUAAGUAGUGCAGGGUUCUUUUGCAGGGUCCAUGGUGGUAAGUUAAAUGUAUAACCUGAAGAUACACCCCUUUAAUUUUUUUUUUGGUUUAGGACUGAGGAUCACGAAAGUGUGGCGGAUCUCCAAAGUGCUUUUUUGUCAUUUUUGGCUAAACCUUAAGUCCUAUUUUCACCAAACCUAUACCUAUGUGUUGGGGACGGCAAGCCGCACCAGAUGACACAAAAUGUUUGACCAAAAAUAUUCCACAUCCUGUUUUCAGUUAACCAGCAGGAAAUUGCUGUUGCUGAGUAGGUGUUUGGAGAGAGAGGUUGGUUAGGAGAAAGCUCCAGAGAAAACAGGGAAAAUUUAAGCAAAACUUUCUUUUCUUCAGUGGAUUUGAAGAAUGUCUUCCAGGAGUCAGUUGUGCCUGUCUAGUGGACGGGUGAAGGGCCAGUUUCGAUGCCAGGUGUCCGAUUGCAAUGUCUCUUUGAAGAGGAUUGACCUACAUAUGGCCAGUAAACACUUCGAACUAACGACUGAUGAACAGGAGGAGAUGAUUAAGAAGGCCAAACAGGAGUACAUAAUAAAAAAGCUGGCAGAGCUGAGGGCCAGCAACCCUAAAAUUCCGAUGGCCAGCUUUCUGGACCAGAUCUCCACCAUUAGUCACAACAUUGGUGCUCCCCUCUUGACCUCCACCCCUAUUGAGCCUGAAGAGCCAUCCACCAUUCCUGAAACUCAAUGUUCAGACGCCCGAGGAGAGGAAGAACAAGAUGAGGACCCACACCCCAGCACUUCGCAGUCAUCCUCAGCCACAAACAUGCCGUCUUCUAUAUGCACAAACUCAUUGUGCAUAACGGAGAAGGCAAUCAUGCGGGACGAGAUCAAGAGGCUUACCGACCAGCUGAAGCGUAGCGGAGGGGAGUGUCGGAACACAUCAUGCGUUGCCAAAGCUGCCGAGUUGCAGAAGUAUGCUGCCAUGUUUAUUGCCAGCCCUCACCUCAAAGCUUGCAAAAAGUUUUCCCGGAAGGACACUUUUAGUAAGGCACACAAUCCUAAGUAUGAAAAAGUCCUACAGCAGUUCCUCAAAUUCACUGUGGGAUGCAACCCCUCAUCCAAGAAGUCUGAGAAUGUGAAGACCGCUAUAUCCCAUGUCAGGAGGUUUCUCAUUUACUCCGGGGAAGGCAAACUCCUGAGAGGGAAUUUUGGCUUUUUGAAGGAUUCCUCCAGCAUUGCCAAGUGGGUGGAUGUCCUUUGCGAAGAUGGCUUCAAACCCACCACAAUGCGGAUCCAGCUACUGAACAUAAAAAAGUUCUUCAAGUAUAUCCUACACAUGUCCCAAAAAGAAACAAGGCUUAGCGGUCUGGACUUCCGGAAGCUGUUUAUGGAGCUGGAUGCGCGCAUCAAGGACCUGUCAAGCUCCGUGAUCACACACCGCCAGAAAAUCCGGAAGAGCCAAUCCCAUCACAUCGUGCCAAAGGAGGACACAAAACGCUUCCGAAAAGGUGUUAGGCGUGUUCUGCCGAAGAAGCUCAAAACUUUGGAGAGCAACCCGUCCUGGGAGAUUUUGGAUCAGGUGUAUGGAAUGCUGGUGGGUUACUUUGUCAGUGUCAGUGGACAUCGGAAAGGCGUCCUGCAAAAUUUGAAGGUGUCCGAGGUAAUGGACGCAGACGUCGAGGAGGACCACGUCGUUGUGGAAGUCAGCAAACACAAAUCGGCGAGUACAUACGGACAUGCCCAGUUGGCCAUGAACCAUGAGGAGGGGGGAUUCUGA